Molecule: messenger RNA, 374 nt
Organism: Staurois parvus
Lineage: Eukaryota; Metazoa; Chordata; Amphibia; Anura; Ranidae
Source: the annotation of a GenBank genome assembly
UGGUGUGCUGUGUCCCUGGGACACAGUGGAUCACUGAUCAGAGUAAAGAGCCAAUGAUGUCCAAUCACAGCUUAUCGCUGAUCAUCAGGGCACUGAUGAUCAGUGCCCUGAUGAUCAAUGUAUCCCCAUCAGUGCCGCAUGUCAGAGCACAUCAAUGCCACCUGUAAGUGCCCAUCAAUGCCACCUGUAAGUGCCCAUCAGUGCACAUCAAUGCCACAUAUCAGUGCCUACCAGUGCACAUCAAUGCCACAUAUCAGUGCCCAUCAAAGCUACCUUUCAGUCCUGCCUAUCAGUGCCAGUCAGUGCUGCCUAUCAGUGCCAGUCAGUGCCGCCUAUCAGUGACACCUAACAGUUCCAAUCAGUGCCGCCUAAUA